Molecule: messenger RNA, 579 nt
Organism: Acaulospora colombiana
Lineage: Eukaryota; Fungi; Glomeromycota; Glomeromycetes; Diversisporales; Acaulosporaceae
Source: the annotation of a GenBank genome assembly
GGAGUCCAGGAUAGCGACCACCAUAGCCCAUCACAGGCGCUAUCCCAGGACACGCACGGUGACGAACACGAAGAGCAAACGGACUUCGAAGGAACCUCACAGAUGGGUAGUACUCCUCUGAGCACCGAGGAUAUCCAUACCAUUCUCUCAACCCCAUUCGCCCCAGGGCCCGGCAAUCCCCUCUUCGGCUGCUUUGAGACAAUGGAGGAGGACUUGGAUAUCGAGGCUUUACCGACUUCUAUCCCAGAAACGUCACCCUUGAGGCGAAAAGCGGCGUUCUGGACAAACUUUCCAUUCGCCAACACAGAACUACUGGAUCUGUUGUUGACAGAGCCCGAGCCCGAGCAGGGUGACGAUCAAUGUCUAAAUUUGAGCAAUCUCCUCAAUUCUCCGUUGUUCGGGAGUCCAAAGCAGGUGAGGGGCCGUAGUGAGCCACUAGAGGACGACGAGGCCCAAAGGCCCGCGAAGAGGGCGCGCGCAGAAGAUACUGCAACGUCCCCAAGUUCAAAUUAUACCGACAGGGUUCAUAUCAAGUCGUCGAUGGGGAAACGCACGCACGGAGCUGGAACGAGGCGUUGA